GCAGAUGCUUGUGAAGUAGCAACUUAAGUGGCUGCUUUUAUUCUGAAAUUCUCAAGCCAUCAGGCUGUGUCAAGCAAACCUUGACAGUCCGUAUCCAGGAUUUUAUCUGAGGAAUCCCAAGACGACUGGAAAAUGGGGAGACAGAGAAGUUUCAUGUCAGGGAAGGAUGAGUAUCAGUUUCAACACCAGGGAGCAGUGGAACUGCUUGUCUUUAAUUUUUUGCUCAUUCUUACCAUUUUGACAAUCUGGUUGUUUAAAAAUCAUCGAUUCCGCUUCUUGCAUGAAACUGGAGGAGCAAUGGUGUAUGAUGACAUUUGAUCCUGAAAUCUUCUUCAAUGUUUUACUGCCACCAAUUAUAUUUCACGCAGGAUACAGCCUCAAAAAGAAACACUUUUUCCAAAACCUAGGAUCUAUUUUAACAUACGCCUUCUUGGGAACUGCCAUCUCCUGUAUUGCCAUAGGGUUAAUUAUGUAUGGGUUUGUGAAGGCUAUGGUAUAUGCUGGCCAGUUGAAAAAUGGAGACUUUCAUUUCACCGACUGCUUAUUUUUUGGUUCCCUGAUGUCUGCUACAGAUCCAGUGACGGUGCUGGCCAUUUUCCAUGAACUUCAUGUUGACCCUGACCUGUACACCCUCUUAUUUGGUGAGAGUGUGUUGAAUGAUGCUGUGGCCAUAGUCCUCACAUAUUCAAUAUCCAUUUACAGUCCCAAGGAGAAUCCAAACACCUUUGAUGCUGCAGCAUUCUUCCAGUCUGUGGGGAAUUUCCUGGGAAUCUUUGCUGGCUCUUUUGCAAUGGGAUCUGCAUAUGCUGUUGUCACAGCAUUGUUGACCAAAUUUACCAAGCUGUGUGAGUUCCCUAUGCUGGAAACUGGCCUGUUUUUCCUCCUGUCUUGGAGUGCCUUUUUAUCUGCGGAGGCAGCCAGCCUAACAGGGAUAGUUGCUGUUCUCUUCUGUGGAGUCACACAGGCACAUUAUACCUACAACAAUCUAUCGCUGGAUUCCAAAAUGAGGACUAAACAGUUGUUUGAGUUUAUGAACUUUUUGGCUGAGAAUGUCAUCUUCUGUUACAUGGGCCUGGCACUGUUCACCUUCCAGAAUCACAACUUCAAUGCUCUUUUUAUACUUGGAGCCUUUCUAGCAAUUUUUGUGGCCAGAGCCCUCAAUAUAUAUCCUCUCUCCUUCCUCCUGAAUCUGGGCCGAAAGCAAAAGAUCCCUUGGAAUUUCCAGCACAUGAUGAUGUUCUCAGGUUUGCGAGGAGCAAUAGCCUUUGCCUUAGCUAUUCGUAACACAGAAUCUCAACCCAAACAAAUGAUGUUCACCACCACGCUGCUCAUCGUAUUCUUCACUGUCUGGGUAUUUGGAGGAGGAACUACCACCAUGCUCACUUGGCUUCAAAUCAGAGUUGGUGUGGACCUGGAUGAAGAGCUGAAGAAAGAACCCUCUUCACAUGAGGAAGCAAAUGGCCUGGAUAAAAGCACCACAAAAGUAGAGAGUGCGUGGCUCUUCCGAAUGUGGUAUGGCUUUGACCACAAAUACCUGAAACCAAUUUUAACUCACUCUGGCCCUCCGCUGACCACAACAUUACCGGAAUGGUGCAGUCCCAUCUCCAAGCUCCUCACCAGUCCACAGGCCUAUGGGGAGCAUCUAAAAGAGGAUGAUUUGGAGUGCAUUGUCAACCAGGACGAACUCGCCAUGAGUGACCAAGAGCAGGCCUCUUCACCCUGCAGUCCUCCUGCCAGGGCAAGUCUGGACCCGAACACCUCACUGCAGAAAUCCAGCAAGGAAAACAUUUAUGAGGGGGACCUCGGCCUGGGAGGCUAUGGACUCAAGCUGGAACAAACUCCGGGCCAGGAGCAGCGAAAUUAA
Elephantulus edwardii (Cape elephant shrew) is the source of this 1864-nucleotide messenger RNA. It is a transcript of the gene SLC9A9, whose product is annotated as solute carrier family 9, subfamily A (NHE9, cation proton antiporter 9), member 9. Gene Ontology annotation, biological process: sodium ion transport; proton transmembrane transport; regulation of pH. Gene Ontology annotation, molecular function: sodium:proton antiporter activity. Lineage: Eukaryota; Metazoa; Chordata; Mammalia; Macroscelidea; Macroscelididae. The transcript has 15 exons. Gene Ontology annotation, cellular component: recycling endosome; membrane. Bases 281 to 1864 code for a protein of 527 amino acids. The record is from RefSeq and is a predicted model, not a curated record.